CAUGCGCACGGCACUAAUAAAAUGCGCACAUCCAAGUUUUUGUUUAUCGUACAGUAGAGUGGUUUUCCAGGCGAUUUAUAUACAGGAAUUGCGAUUUUUUCAUUAUUAUUCGUGAUUACGCUGGCGAGAAACCAGGGAUCAUGAAGGUUUUCAUUAUUUUGUCGAUUUUUUGCGCUGCGGCUUUCGCCGAAGACUAUUGUUACAAAGAUGCCCGUAGAGCGUGCGGAACUAAACUGUCUCUAGACAUGAAAAACUGCACGGCUAAAUACGGGGCCAUCGAACGGGCCGAGGCUAGCCUCCAAAAGUUCGCCUACCACCAUUUCAUCCGGUCCUUCGACUACCUCCUCCUGUCCACGCACUUCGCCAACUACCAGAAGAACAGGCCCGGCUUCGAGAAGUUGUUCAGGGACCUGUCCGACAACAAAUGGCACGAAGGCAUCGAGCUGAUCAAGUACAUAACGAGCCGCGGGGGCGAGAUGCAAUUCAACGAUGUGGACAACCUGGUAGAGUCCGAGGACGGUAACUUCGAUUUGCACGAGAUCACCGCCAUCGCUAAAGCUUUGGACAUCGAGAAGAAGAUGGCCAACGAGGCCAGCGAGAUCCAUCACAGGAUCUGGCACAAGAGCGUCCUGCACGAUCCCGAGAUCACCGAUUACAUCGAGAAGGAGUUCGUGCACAAGGAGAAGGACCUCAUCAGGAAGUUGGCCGGGUACUCCACUGAUUUGAAGGAUUUGUUGAACCCCGAAGACGGGUCUCUGUCGUUGUUCCUGUUCGACGAAUUCUUGCAGGGUAAUAAGUUGUUCUAAGGGCGGUUGUUCCGCACGUUUUAUUUUGUAAUUUGUAAUGUUAGGGAUGUAGUAUAUUUGAGUUUGUAAUAAAUUAAAAGGCUGUUUGUAUAUAAUGAAAUAAACGGUGAAAUAAACGUAAA
Messenger RNA from Phyllotreta striolata, 928 nucleotides. Lineage: Eukaryota; Metazoa; Arthropoda; Insecta; Coleoptera; Chrysomelidae. The record is from the annotation of a GenBank genome assembly.